Messenger RNA from Ectocarpus siliculosus, 741 nucleotides. NCBI's taxonomy places the organism in Eukaryota, Phaeophyceae, Ectocarpales, Ectocarpaceae. The record is from the annotation of a GenBank genome assembly.
AUGUCGGCCUUCGCCAAGCAGCAGCAGCAGCCCAUUCCGUCCCCUGAGGAGGCUUUGAGGAAGGAGCUUGUCAUGCUUCAGGCACAGAGGGACGCCCUCGAGCUGGAAGCGGACGCCAUCGCCAGCGAGCUGAAGUCGCCAGGAGCUAACGGAGAAGCUCCUGUGGGGGUUAAGGGCGCUCUCGUUGACUCCGAUGGCUUCCCGCUGGCAGGGUUCGACCUCUUCAACGUUCGAGAGAGGAGGCACCGGUUCAACUGCAUCCAGACGGAUCACAAAGCCGUGAUGUCGAGGAUAGAGAAGUCCCUCCACGCCUUGCACGAUGCGAGAUUGGCGAGGCCAACGCCGUUGCCAGCAGCUUCUUCUGUCACUGCCGCUACGCCACCGACACCAUCUUUGGUUGGUGGUGAUUCGGCCGCCGCGGCAAGCAUGUCGCUGGCGCCCAUCGCUAAGGUCAACCAGGUGUCCGAGGGCUCUCCGGCGUCCGCGGCGGGGCUGGCGGUAGGCGAUCUCGUGCUGCGGUUUGGCCGUGUGGACAUCUCUCACCCCAAGGGCCUUGGUGGGGUGGUAGACGUCGUGCGAGAGAAGGAGGGGCAGGAGGUGCCCGUCACGGUGCUGAGGACGACGAGUGCUAGUGGGGGGGGGGGCUCCGUGGGGACGGGAGGGGGGGUGAGGGAGUUGACGCUUGUGCCGAAGACGUGGAGCGGGAGGGGUCUCCUCGGGGUUCACUUGCUUCCUCCAUGA